AUGGCUCCUCGACUGUCAGCGAUACUUUUGUACGCACUGGUGGCUUCAGCGGACAUCGCACCGGCUCGUUGCAAAGUAUAUCCAGGUGACAUCUCCUGGCCCUCUGACGAAGCCUGGGCGGCUCUCAAUGAACGGGUAGACAACCGCCUCCUCAAACCACGACCGCAGGCAGCAGCAUGCUACAGUGGCGCCGAGUACGAUGAGGCCGCCUGUGCCAGCAUGACGGCCACGUGGACGAAUUCCUACACCCACCUUGAUGACCCUAUCGAGAUGUUCUCGCCCGUUUAUCAGGGUCUCACGUGUUUGCCACCCAACAUUUACGACUCUGGCAACUGUACCAUGGGUGGAUUCCCGUGGUACGUGAUUAAUGCCACUUCUGCCAAGCACGUACAAGAAGGCGUUAAGUUUGCGAAAGAGACGGGUGUGAGACUGGUAGUCAAGAACACAGGACAUGACUUCUCAGGCAAAUCGGGUGGUGGAGAGUCAUUGAGUAUAUGGACACAUCACCUGAAAAGCAUUGAAUACAUCGAGAAUAUUACCGACGAUACCGAGGGAUACUCUGGUCCUGCUUUCAAAUGUGGCACCGGUGUUCAAGCUUUUGAGAUAUACAAGGUGGCGUCUGAAUACGGUAGAGUUGUUGUUGGUGGCGAAGGACAGACUGUUGGGGUGAUGGGAGGAUACAUACAGGGUGGAGGCCAUUCUCCACUGAGUUCAAUAUAUGGUACUGGGGCAGAUCAAGCCCUGGCCUUCGAGGUUGUGACAGCGGACGGAGACCUUGUGACUGCAGACCACAGCCAAAAUUCUGAUCUAUUUUGGGCGCUUCGAGGUGGUGGCGGCUCGACCUUUGGUGUAGCAAUCUCGGUCACAGUCAAGGCCUUUCCAGACGUUCCCACAACUGCCUCGGCGUUCAAAUUCUCUACGGCGGGCGGUCUAUCCAACGAGACUUUUUGGAGUGGUGUACGCAGCUACUUCGACUCUUUUAUUCACAACGCCGACAAUGGCACGUACUCGUACUUCCUCUUGUUGCAUAACAACCCAAGCCCUGGAAAUUUUCUCUUCCAGAUGACGCCCUUCUUCGCACCCAACAAGACAGCAAAGGAAGUGACUAGCUUGCUAGACCCAUGGUUUACCAAGCUCCACGAUCUCGGGAUUAGGUUCGACCCUAAUAUCACGGAAUACCAAAGCUUCUAUCCUGCCUGGAGAGACUUUUUCCCGCUCGAGGUGAUCGAGAAGGUAAACGUUCAAAGCGGUUCGCGUCUCUUUCCCCGCAAGAAUUUCGAAAGCGAAGAGCUGAAGCAGGCCACUUUUGAAGCUAUCCGCACAUCCCUCGAGACUAACCACGUCUUUGUUGGGUUCAACAUCAAGGCCAUCAGUCCCGAUGACCCAGACAACGCUGUCAACCCAGCCUGGCGCGACAAUAUCUUGUUCGCUCUCCAGUCAGUCAGGUGGUCCAUAAAUGCCACCGCGGAGGAAAUUUUAGAAGCCCGCAAAGGUUUCACUUUCGGAGAUAUGCAGCGGUGGAGAGAUGUCUCUCCAGGUGCUGGCUCAUACCUUGCUGAGUCGGACAGGAUGGAGCCGAAUUUCCAACAGUCGUUCUAUGGCGACAGCAAAUACCCUCGUCUGCUGGAGCUGAAACGUAAAUGGGACCCUGAGGAUGUCUUCUAUGCUGCGACUGCUGUCGGUAAUAUCCGUUUGAGCCACGCAAGUCUGCCUGCAAGCAACAGACUUGAAGCACAUUUCUGCCCUUGUUUUUGGAAACCCCUGGACGACAGUCUCGCCAUGGAUAUCAAUGCAACUAUAGCUUCUAUUCCGAAGAUGGACAUCAUGCCACCUACUAUUGAGGAACUGGCAAGCCUAUGGAACUACACUGGCCCCGAAUGGAAUUGGACAGAUUCAGACUGGGAUCACAUAUACGGUGAGCCCAUUGGAAUAUGGGAAUCCUUGGUCGAUCACUUUCUCGACCAUAUCCGAUCACAGAGAUAUCAGAUUCAGACAGAUAUACUCUUUUACCCAGCUCUGACCUAUAUUCUCAACUUGGCCUCCCUCGCUAUCGCCUUCAACUCCACUGGCCGAUACCGCACAGCCUUCGUCGGUGCGUCCCUCGCCUUGGCAGUCGCUAUCAUUCAACAAAUUUCCAUCCUACCAAUCUUAUACGCUGUCAAGAUCACCCUUGUUCAGGUACUCGUCAUUCAAAACAUGGGUGCAGCUGUCAUGAUGCUGUGGGAAGAUAUCGCCGUUACUCAAGAGCAAAAGAAACUUCCUUGGGGACAACGCAUCCUCGCCACCUACAAACUCAUGUGGAACGCACGCUUUGUCAACACCAGUCGUCCGGCUCCUGUCCUCCACUUGAUCAAGGCAGACGAAGAGCGCAAGAGGCAGCUCGCAGAGGCAUCCAUCACAGCUACGAUCGAAGAGGCAUCCGCCGAGAAAGCCACCAUCAACAACAAAAACUUGGAUGAGAGCUCGGCUGAGGCAAACAACAACAAAAGUUUGCUCGAACGGAUCAAUGAUUCCCGGGACUUUGUACUUCGAGUCAGCCAUAACGCUUGGAACAAAACCAGCCAGCCCUUUGCUCGCUUCUGGAACUCUCUCAGCCCAAGAAUCCGCUGGAUCAUGACUACCAUAGCCAAGAUCGCUCUCAUCUUUGUCUUGGAACGUGUCAAGGACUACGUUUGGGACACUUACGCCUGGUAUUCCCAUGAAGACAUUGCCCCCUACAAACGUUCCUACUUCCGCCGUCUCCUUCGGAAUGAGACCGACCUACGGGAGGUGGUUAUCCGCUGCUACUUCGCCUUCGAGGGCGUUUGGGGCGCGUUCUACUGGUACACCUUCAUUCACUCGACCGUCGCCCUCUUCUUCGUAGCGCUUCACAUUGAUGAACCUGAAGAGUGGCCUCCGGUCUUCGGCGAUAUCCGCGAAGGCUGGAAUCUCCGGCGCUUCUGGAGCAAAUACUUCGAUCGACUCAUCUACCGCACCACCAACGGCUUGGGGGAGAUGAUCUUGACUGCCCUUGGCGUAGGUCAGCGACCUUUCCGGGGAAAGACUCGCUGGGUCCUGAACGGACUCAUCUUCUUCCUCAGUGGUAUCUUCCAUGCUGGCACUGAGUAUAUCUGCGGAAUCAAGUGUCACGUUGGUGUGGAGGUCUGGUGGUGGAUGUUGAACUACAUCGCGAUGAUCAUGGAAACGGCCUUCCUCUAUUGUCUUCAGACUUACUUCCCUCGGUUCUAUCAUAAGAUGAGUGGAAGAGUUGGGAAGUCGAUCGGAUACUUGUGGCUGUUUGCGUUCCAUUUCUACGCCAGUCCCAAGAAUCAGUUCAUUGCAUUGAACUGCCUGCCGCCGUUCUAG
This is a messenger RNA of Colletotrichum scovillei, 3345 nucleotides long. Its product is annotated as FAD binding domain-containing protein. NCBI's taxonomy places the organism in Eukaryota, Fungi, Ascomycota, Sordariomycetes, Glomerellales, Glomerellaceae. The record is from RefSeq and is a predicted model, not a curated record. The transcript has 3 exons. Gene Ontology annotation, molecular function: oxidoreductase activity; FAD binding. The coding region runs from base 1 to 3345 and encodes 1114 amino acids.